This is a messenger RNA of Rotaria sp. Silwood1, 1272 nucleotides long. The record is from the annotation of a GenBank genome assembly. Lineage: Eukaryota; Metazoa; Rotifera; Eurotatoria; Philodinida; Philodinidae.
AUGUGGUAUCCGCCGCAACAACACUGUCAGCCACCAAGCUGGCAUGUAUAUAUGAAUAAUAAUUCAACACAACAACAACAACAACAACGAACUUAUUUGAGGACUUCAUAUUAUUGUAAUAGUGAUGAAUCAUCGAUUACAAAUCGAACACAUGCUAAUAUAGUAUCAAUAAAUGAAAAGAAUGAAUCAUUUGUUCAUUUUAAUGCAAUACAACACACUGAUGAAGUUAACGUUACUGGUACGGACUAUCAAAAUAUUAAUUCUACCGGUUUUUAUAGUGAUGAAAUGUUGUCAUCACCGUCAUCAUUAACUUAUCAAACGUCAAAUACACAUUGGAAUCCAAUUAUUAAUACAUCAACAAAAACAUCGAUUAUAAUUAAUACAUCACAACAAAAUUCUAUUAAUACAAAUACAUCAUCAUCGUCAACGUCAGGUUGUUGGGAUUGGUUACUUUAUUCACCUGAUAUUUAUUCUCAUUUAUAUACACCUUCAUCGUCUUUCAUUCAACAACAUCAACAACAACAACAAGAUGAUGAUCUUGAUCUAUUAGCGAGAUUACCAACAUGGUUACUCGUUUUACUUUAUCCAUCUAUGAAACAAAAUCAUAAUAUUAUGGACGAUGAGAAUGAUAAUAAUGAUCAAGAGAUUACUUCUCUUAAUAAUAAUAAUAAUAAUCAUGACGAGGCAUUAUUAUCGAUGAAUAUCGAUAAACAAAUUAAUCAAGUCUCGUCAAAUUUAUUCUUAUCGUCCGAAAAUACUCUUAAUAGUCAAAAAAUUCAACAAAAUCGUUCAUCAACACCUGAUACAGAUGAUGGUUAUCAAUCAGCUAGUGAUGCUAGUCGUAGUGAUUGUUCACAACAAUCAUCUUUACAAUAUGAUCAUCAUAAUAGUAAAGAUGAUAUUACAAAUAAUACAUCACCAUCAUCACUUACGCCAAAACGUAUAUCAUAUGCAGCUGCUGUAAAACCAAUAGAAACAUCAAUAAAUAAUAAUAAUAAUAAUAAUAAUAAAAUAAGUUCAUUAUCAACACCAAUUAUUAAAACAAAAAUUAAUUCAUCAUCAUUAACAAUAAAUGAUAUGUUAAAUAAUAAUGGUCAAAAAUUAAAAUUUGUUGCUCCACGUUUUGAACGAAUGCAUCAUGCUAAACAAAAUUCAUCAUCAACAAUAACAACAAUUAAAGAUUCAUCAUUAACAAAUCGAACACAAAUUCGUUCGAAUAAUAAUAAUAAUAAUCAACGUAAUCAUAUGAAUAAUUUAGCAAGACGUCGUUAA